AUGCUAGCCGUUUUAGUAACAGAAACAAUAGCAGCUAUGGAUAAUUUUCAGCAUACAUCAAUACAAAAUUUACACUUCCACUUAUCAGACGACGUAGAAAGAUAUGUUGGUGGUCCUCGCACUGAGGCUGAACGUUGUGAACAACACAAGUUUAUGCGAGAGCUACUGUGCCAUACUAAUUGCCAUAAUGGUUCAAGAGAUGAAACAUCAAGAUUUUUGGAAGAAUAUAUGCUACGCCAUAUGUGCCAACAUGGAUCGUUUAUAAGAGAUUCUUCAGCACCAAUCGAGCUUGAACUGUUAGACAAUAAUAAAAGUAAUAAUAAGCUGACUGUUGGUCUCGCUACUCUAUUCAAAAACAUCAACAGCCAAAAAAAUAGUCAAACUCUUGGAAGGAUUUUCCAAAAAGCAAACGGCUAUUAUUUCGUUGAAGCUUUUGAAUUUGUGCUGAUAAAAGAUGAACAUCUUGGUUUGGCAAGCAUUUUCAGCACAUGCGCAACUGACCUGACCGGAAACUUUGUAACCCGUAGACUGUCAUCCCAAGGUUUUUUAAUCGAAGCUACGAGUUCAGAAGACUACGAAGUUUUAAAUGUUUUUAAUAUGUCACAAAUGCCUAUAGAUGCACAGAUCAGAAAUAACCCACAUUACUCAGUCAUCAAUAAGUCCCAUUUUGGAACUUUAUGGUGA
This is a messenger RNA of Mucor mucedo, 684 nucleotides long. RefSeq lists its product as uncharacterized. The record is from RefSeq and is a predicted model, not a curated record. Lineage: Eukaryota; Fungi; Mucoromycota; Mucoromycetes; Mucorales; Mucoraceae. The coding region runs from base 1 to 684 and encodes 227 amino acids. The transcript is spliced from 3 exons.